AAACAUUUUUAUUACAACCAAUUGAAAAAUUUUUAUUAUUAUUUAAAUUUAAAUUUAAUUAUUUAUUAAAUAAAAAUCAAGAAUUUUUUCGUUUAAUUAAUUUAAAAUUUAAUAAAAAUUUUCAAAAUUUUUUAUUAAAUAAUCAAAUUAAAUUUGAUACAAAUUUUUUAAAUGAAUAUUCAUCAACAAUUUAUUCAAUGAAAAUUCAAAAUAAUGAUUAUAAACAAUUAUAUACAGAAAAACGACAAUUAUUAACACAAUUAUUUAAAAAAUUAACAUCAAUUGGUUUAUCAUUUAAAAAAGGUUUGUUAAAUAUUAAUUCAUUAAAAACAUUUUCAUUAUUAAAUAUUGAUUUUAAAUUUAAUAAUAUUGAUUUAAAUAAUAAAAUUUAUGGUUUUAUUCAAAUAAAAAAGAAAAAUAAAUUUCUUAUUGAUAAUCG
This is a messenger RNA of Rotaria sp. Silwood2, 439 nucleotides long. NCBI's taxonomy places the organism in Eukaryota, Metazoa, Rotifera, Eurotatoria, Philodinida, Philodinidae. The record is from the annotation of a GenBank genome assembly.